AGGUAGUCUUGGCAAGUACACUCAGCAUUACUCUCAGAGCUUGGGUAGUUUUUAUGUUGCCCUCUGAGCCAGACCCCUCCAGUCAUGAACAGUGAACAGCACUAUUAUGCCUCCGCUCAGCUUUACAAGGAUUCGUGCGCUUUUCAGAGAACGCAGAGCCAGGACUAUAACCACAGCCCACCGCAGUGUCUGUACAUGGGGCGGCAGCAACUGGCUUCUUUCUCCACACCGGCCCUGGGUGGUGUAGAGCAGGGCAGCCCUCCGGACAUUUCUGCUUAUGAAAUACCGCUAAUUCCCGAGGACCCCGGCGUCUCCCACCUUCAUCACCACGCGUCUCAGCAUCACCACCUUAACCACCAGCAGGUGAUGGGAUUCGGGGACGUGGCGGAGAUGGCACUACUCGAUGAGCGCAGCAGGGUCCAGCUGCCGUUCCCCUGGAUGAAAUCCACGAAAUCGCACGCCCACACCUGGAAAGGACAAUGGCCAGGUGGGUCGUACAUGGCGGAGCAGGAGGAAAACAAGCGCACAAGAACCGCGUACACGAGAGCCCAGCUUCUAGAAUUAGAGAAAGAGUUUCUCUUCAACAAAUACAUAUCCCGACCACGGAGAGUGGAACUGGCGGUGAUGCUCAACCUGACCGAGAGACACAUAAAGAUCUGGUUCCAGAACCGGAGGAUGAAAUGGAAAAAAGAAGAAGACAAAAAGAGGACGAGGAACGGUGACCCAGAGCAGGACUCCUCCGUCUCCUCCGGGGAUUUGAAGGACGAGCUCUGCGGCGCUUCGACUCUGCAGACCAGGGAAUUGGUCACCGCCAGCGUCGCGUCUUCUCCGCAGACCAGCAUCACCCAGGGGUCCGCGUUAAGAACCCCCGCAUGAUGAUAAUCACGAUGGACAGCUGGAAAUCAAACAUGUAUUAUAUUACUGUACCCGGAAGAGUGCUGAAAAAGAGACGGCGAGAUUCAGUUAAAGCGGAACCCGUGUGGUAACAUUAACACCCCUUUCAGAACUAAACGUAAUCCUCAGAAACGGAAAGUAAAUGAAGCAUUUUUAUUGGAGGGGAUGAUGUUCAGGGAGCUUUUAGAAGGACAAACUUCCCAGAAAAGUGCUUGAUUUGUGUUCUGGUUCACGAGGAUCUCCUAGUUUCUUUGGACUGGUUCCCCCCACGCGGUCAACGCCGCCGCCUUUCCCCGUGUUUUUACCGUCUGCUUUCUGCAUGGUGGAGAAGACUGCGUUCUAGCGUGCGUUUACCAAAGAAACAUAGCAGUGAGGCUUUGAUACUUUUGCACUAGAAAACAAUGAAUUAUCAUCAUUAUUAUGAGUAUUAUUACUAUUACGCGCAUUAAUGUGGAUUACUGGAUUUAGAGACUGCCAAGGUUACUGUAGAACGAUAUAUAAUGGCGUGAUUACUUUUCUUGCUUCACAGCUGAAGUAUGGAUUUAUUUC
Molecule: messenger RNA, 1443 nt
Organism: Acipenser ruthenus (sterlet)
Lineage: Eukaryota; Metazoa; Chordata; Actinopteri; Acipenseriformes; Acipenseridae
Product: pancreas/duodenum homeobox protein 1-like
Exons: 2
Coding region: 85-876 (263 amino acids)
Biological process (GO): type B pancreatic cell differentiation; regulation of transcription by RNA polymerase II
Cellular component (GO): nucleus
Molecular function (GO): DNA-binding transcription factor activity, RNA polymerase II-specific; RNA polymerase II cis-regulatory region sequence-specific DNA binding
Source: RefSeq, a predicted model, not a curated record